AGCUGGAGGCCUCUACUGAGCAUGCGUCAACAUGCUUAUUAUUCAGGCUAGCUUGUAAAGUGACUCCUCCUGUUAGCUUUAAUGUCCUUUAUCUUUAAUCUAGCUUUAAUCAGACUGAGAGAGUCUGACAGGCUUCCUCUCCUCCUUUAAGAACUCUCUCUGUUCUUAAAAUAAAUUAAUAAUUCAUCCGAUAUCAGCUCGAUCAGACUGUUGUUGUGAUGUUAGCCUGAGUGGUGUUAGCCUGUGAUGUUAGCCUGAGAUUAGCCUGUGUUGUUAGCCUGGUGUUAGCCUGAGAUUAGCCUGUGAUGUUAGCCUGAUGUUAGCCUUGUUUUAGCCUGUGAUGUUAGCCUGUGUUGUUAGCCUGUGAUGUUAGCCUGUGAUGUUAGCCUGUGUGAUGUUAGCCUGCUGUUAGCCUGUGAUGUUAGCCUGAUGUUAGCCUGAGAUUAGCCUGUGUUGUUAGCCUGAUGGAUCCAUGAAGCCUCAGCUCAGAUAAGAAGCCGGCUGGUCUCAGGAUGAUAAAGUUCAUACUGAUGGUGAACCGGCAGGGCCAGACCAGACUGUCCAGGUACUACACACCUGUGGAGCUGAGCAGGAGGGCUCUGCUGGAGGCCGACGUGGUCCGCUGCUGCCUGAGCCGCAAGAAGGACCAGUGCUCGUUUGUGGAGUACAAAGACUUUAAGCUGGUGUACCGUCAGUACGCCGCUCUCUACAUCGUGGUCGGAGUCACAGACAGCGAGAACGAGCUCUCCGUCUACGAGCUGGUUCAUAACUUCGUGGAGGUUCUGGAUAAAUACUUCAGCCGGGUGAGCGAGCUGGACAUCAUGUUCAACCUGGACCGGGUCCACAUCAUCCUGGACGAGAUGAUCCAGAACGGGCACAUCGUGGAGACCAACAAGAGCCGGAUCCUCGCGCCGCUCACCGCCUUGGACAAGAUGGCCGACAGCUGAGACUUAAGAGACAGACAGGAAGUGAUGUCACAGACCGUUUCAGACGGGCAGAGAGACGCUGCAAAGAUUCAGAUUCAGUUUUUAAAAGGUGCCAAAAAACUUUCACAUGGUCUCUGUCCCGUCAGAGACACGGAGCAGCUUUUUAUAUUUCAGGGUUUGAAGUGAGUCUGUGAAGAAUCAGGAACGAGGCGUUCAAUAAUAAAAGAGAAAAUCUGAAAUAA
Messenger RNA from Notolabrus celidotus (New Zealand spotty), 1168 nucleotides. It is a transcript of the gene ap4s1, whose product is annotated as adaptor related protein complex 4 subunit sigma 1. Gene Ontology annotation, cellular component: intracellular membrane-bounded organelle. Gene Ontology annotation, biological process: vesicle-mediated transport; protein transport. The record is from RefSeq and is a predicted model, not a curated record. NCBI's taxonomy places the organism in Eukaryota, Metazoa, Chordata, Actinopteri, Labriformes, Labridae. The transcript is spliced from 6 exons. The coding region runs from base 513 to 947 and encodes 144 amino acids.